AGACCAGUCGACAUCUUUGAAAUGAUCGCAUUCCCGUACGUUAUGACUGUUUUUUGAGCUAAUAAUUGUCAACCAGGGCAUUCUUUUUGAGAAACUUGACGGCAUAAGGGACCACUGGAGUAAAUCUCAAUUUGUCGUGUUUUGCGUCAAACUUGUUUUUGUCUUUUACAAAGAUGGGCAGUCAGUACCAGCGCUCAGUAGCACUUGAGGUGAGGAGAGCAGAGGGAGAGAGAGUUCGGGCCAAGCAUCCAGACAAGAUACCGAUCAUUGUGGAGAGGGCCCCGAGGUCACGAGCUCCUGAACUGGACAAGAAGAAAUAUCUAGUGCCCUCAGAUCUAACAGUGGGCCAGUUGUGCUUCCUGAUCCGCCAGCGUGUGUCUUUGAGACCAGAGGAAGCACUCUUCUUCUUCGUCAACAACUCCCUCCCCCCAUCCAGCUCCCCUCUCUCUGCUGUAUAUGAGGAGCACCAUGAAGAGGACCUGUUUCUCUACAUGACCUACAGUAAUGAGAGUGUGUACGGUGCCUGAGGGAGGACAAAAGACUAGAGAGAGAGAGGGAAUGAGACUGUCGGAGAGAUAAAGAGUUAAGGCUGUUUGAAAUGCUUCACAUCACUUUUAUUCUCUAUAUUAGUUUUGAUAAGUAACUACAGUACAUGGUGGAAGAAAUGCUUCGCACAAGGCAGAGGGGUCGGUAUUUUGGGAUGAGCAUAAUGUGUUUUAGAACAGAGGGGUGAAAAAGAAUGAAUGCAUCGAUCGCAAAAGGAAGUUAUUGAAAUUAUGUUGACAGAUCUCUCAUCUUUCUCAGUCUGCUGUAUUUAAUGCAAAUAGUUUUUUUGUAAAUUAAUAUCCUAAACCUUUGUGGAAAAUAAAGAUGAAAAUGCA
Molecule: messenger RNA, 881 nt
Organism: Perca flavescens (yellow perch)
Lineage: Eukaryota; Metazoa; Chordata; Actinopteri; Perciformes; Percidae
Product: gamma-aminobutyric acid receptor-associated protein-like 1
Exons: 5
Coding region: 174-527 (117 amino acids)
Source: RefSeq, a predicted model, not a curated record